AUGAAGUUCCUUACCGCUAUCAUUCUGUCCGCUGCCACGCUGGUUGUUGCCACUCCACCCGGCAUCCCUUCCGCAUCCAGCGCAAAGUCUCUUCUCGGUCGCCUGACAGUCGCAACCUUGACAGAUGACGGAUCAUACGAUCGUGCUCUCUUCCCCCAUUGGGAGCCUGUCCCCAGUGAGACUCAGUGCAGUGCUCGUGAAUGGGUUCUGCGCCGCGAUGGCAACAAUGUGAAUGUUGGCAGUGACUGCUAUCCUACCUCGGGAAGCUGGACCUGCCCUUACUCUGGCAAAACCAUCACUGCAGCCGGAAGUGUCGACAUUGACCACAUGGUCCCUCUGAAAAAUGCCUGGAUUUCUGGUGCUUCUACUUGGACUACUGCCAGGCGAGAGACCUUUGCCAACGAUAUUGACCACCCCCAGCUGUGGGCCACCGAUGCCAGUACCAACCGAGCCAAGGGCGAUAACAGCCCUGACAAGUGGAAGCCUCCUCUUACUAGCUUCUACUGCACUUAUGCUUCUUCCUGGGUCGCUAUCAAAAGUACUUACAGCUUGAAAAUUACCAGUGCUGAGAAGACUGCGUUGACAUCCAUGCUUAAUACUUGCUAA
Clonostachys byssicola is the source of this 606-nucleotide messenger RNA. NCBI's taxonomy places the organism in Eukaryota, Fungi, Ascomycota, Sordariomycetes, Hypocreales, Bionectriaceae. The record is from the annotation of a GenBank genome assembly.